GGUCCCUUAGCUUUCCCCCUCUUCUAUUACUCUGAUUUUCCUUCAACCCGUCCGAUUUCGUUGGCUUCUCUAGUGCGAGCUAAUUCUCGUCCAUCCGUCAUCGUCGAAGCUCAUACUGCGGCUUUGUUUUGCUUGUGGGCAUAUCUAAUCAGCCUUGCAACUAUGAAACUCCUUCAGAAACCCCCACGAUAUGUCACCGCUAGUAUAUUGUGCUCCUGUGGAGGACUUCUCUUCGGGAUGGACACAGGCAUUAUUGGUCCCGUAACGGUCAUGGAGAGUUUCACUUCACGAUUCGGAAGCCAAUCUGCAGUGAUCCACGGUUUGAUCGUAUCGUCUAUUCUUAUCCCUGCCGCAAUCUCCUCCUUUUUAGCGGGGUACCUAGCAGACAAACUGGGAAGACCAAAGGGCAUCAGUAUCGGUGCCUUGAUAUUCGGAAUCGGAGCGGCCCUUGAGGCGGCGGCUAUCAAUAUCGGCAUGUUCAUAGCGGGACGAUGCAUUGAGGGCAUCGGAGAGGGCUUAUACCUUGGGACAUUGGUGGUCUAUAUCUGUGAGAUUUCGCCUCCCAACGUCAGAGGAGCUCUGACCACCGGCCCCCAGCUUCUCAUCACAUUGGGCUUGGUGGUGGGGUUCUUCACAUGUUAUGGAACUGCGCGCCUCGAGUCCUCCUUCUCAUGGCGUACUCCAUUCUUGAUCCUUGCUUGCCUGGCGGUUGCUUUCUCUGUUGCUUCUUUUCUUUGGCUGGUUCCAUCGCCGCGAUGGUUGACUAUCCACGGCCGUCGAACAGAGGCUACCGCCGCCUGGGAUUAUUUGGGGGUUAGCCAGGCGGAACGUGAGAAGGCCGAGAUCGAGCAGGACCGGGUUCUUGCCACUGAAAUUGCAAGCAUUACUAGCAGGGAACGUGCUCCAUCGGUCUCACAGGCUCAGAGCAAGUCAGCCAAGGACAAGAUUUUUGACCUCUUUUCCAAAGAUGUUCGGGCACGAACCAUCCUGGCUGUGUUUCUCAUGGGAAUGCAACAACUGAGCGGGAUUGAUGGCGUUCUUUAUUAUGCUCCUUUAUUGUUCGAGCAGGCAGGGCUUGCCUCUUCAUCCGCAAGUUUCUUCGCUUCCGGCGUCUCUGCAAUCGUAAUCUUCGCGGUCACUAUUCCUGCACUCAUAUGGGCCGACAGAUGGGGUCGUCGACACAGUAUCAUUUAUGGCGGUAUCGGCCUUAGCAUUACGAUGUUGCUGAUAGGAGGUCUGUAUGCGGGCCAGGCAGUUCACAGCUCAACUGGUGCAGGGCGAUGGGUAGUCAUUGUCAGCAUCUACAUCUUCGCCGUGAUAUUCUCCUUGAGUUGGGCCGUCGGCAUCAAGAUCUAUGCAGCAGAGAUACAGCCGCAAAGGACUCGCGCCUCAGCAACCAGCUUGGCCCAUGGUAGUAAUUGGGCGGCCAAUUUUCUAGUGGCACUUGCCACCCCAGUAUUGCUCUCGCGGAGUAGUUAUGGUGCUUACUUUCUUUUCGCGGGAUGCACACUUAUCACGACGUUUGUAUGCGCGAUCAUGAUGCCGGAGACCAAGGGCAAAUCGCUCGACGAAAUCGAGGAGGCGUUCAAAUCCAAGUCUGUGGGAUCACGGUCAUUCCUGAAAGUCCUUCGUCCACUUACCCGCUCCAAUUCUUAAGAGGGUUGAAGUUCGACACAUUGAGGACUUGAAGCUUGGAGAACUGGCUCGGUCUGUGCACCUGUCGCAACUUGCAACAGAUCCAAGUAGUGGGGCAAUACAUUUCAUGGCCGAUAAGAUAAACAAACAGAGCGGAGCGGGGAUCGGAGCAAGUGACAGUGAC
Molecule: messenger RNA, 1819 nt
Organism: Aspergillus homomorphus CBS 101889
Lineage: Eukaryota; Fungi; Ascomycota; Eurotiomycetes; Eurotiales; Aspergillaceae
Product: putative MFS sugar transporter
Exons: 4
Coding region: 163-1656 (497 amino acids)
Biological process (GO): carbohydrate transport; transmembrane transport
Cellular component (GO): membrane
Molecular function (GO): carbohydrate:proton symporter activity
Source: RefSeq, a predicted model, not a curated record